AUGUCCUCGAGGUCCCCGACUACAAGUGCGGCCGCGGCUGAUGGUGCCGCUGCACCGGCCACAACAGUGGAGCAGUUCCGCAACGCCAUGGCGGUCUUUGAGACCUUUCCUCUCCUGGACGACGACGACUUGCGUGUUCUGCUCCGGAGCCUGGGUUCGGUGCAGCUCCGCCGAGUGCUCGGCAUCGGGCACAAUGUGCUCAUGGGCACUGAUGCCCACUACGCGGCCAGGAUCUCGGCUCGCGACCGCACGCUCGAGCUGGCCCAGCAGCAGAUGCUGACGCAGGGGACUACGCCUUCGCCGAUGCCCGGACCGCUGCUCAAGAGCAUGGGUAAGGCCCAGAGCCCUCCGCUCAAGGCCAUGCCCGCCAAGCCGUCGAGCAACAGCCCGCCACCGAGCUCUUCAACGUCACCACCGAAGCAGCCGACGGGGACGGAGCAGCCGAAGACGAAGGCCUCCAGCGGAGCCAAGUGCGUCCCGGCUAUGACAACGCCCAAGAAGGCGACUACCCAGGACCCGCCCGCCUCGCCGGCCAAAGCAAAGGCUGCCUCCGCAGCUCCGAUCGCGACGCCGGCCAAGGCUGUGGUUCAGCAAAAGCGCCCGCCGCAACGACCCAGCGAAUACGACAGCACCUUGGCGGCAGUCUUCACCCAGCCGUACGUGGACACAGUGCCACAAGACUUGGAACUUAUGGCACCACCACCUUCGGCCUCGCCUUCGCCCGCUCCGCCUUUGCCGCCGCCCAGCUCACCACCGCCGGAAGUUUUCUUCGAUGAGCUGGCGCCCGACCUUGAGGACUUCCUUCAGGCUACGGCGGCUGCCUCGCAGCCAGUAUCCACCUCUGACGUCGAGGACGCCACGCCCGAGGACCCGGUGGAGCAGGACGACGACGGAGGCCAGGACGACGGGGACGACCAGGAUGAUGACGAUGACCAGCCCAGGGUCAUCUCACGCAGGCUGCUGUGCGUGUCGCCCGCUCAGCCCGACCCGCCCUCCACGGCAGGAGCCACGACAGCAACAGGGGCCAACGCCACAGCGGAGGACACCGACGAGGACGAUGGGGCGCCCGUACCGAGUCAGCCGACUCCGGUGCCCGACCCGCCGGUGGCGAAGGCGUCCUUUCCUUCGCCCGCCGAGGUGUCCCGAGACCAGGCUCGCAUCGCUCGCCGCCGCGAUCGUGAAGAGCGGCUGCGCGCUUGGGAAGGGUGGCCUGAGCCAUGCGACUUGCUGACGGGCGAGACCAACGUCGUUUGGAACUUGCCACCGGGCGUCCCAGCACAGCCUCCACCCGGCAAAUACGCCGACCACCGCGUGGAGGGCUACUGCAACCUGGGCUGCGAGACGCGCAAGGCCGACCGCACGCCAGUUUGUCAGGGCCGGAAGGCGCUGAAGAGCGGGCCUUCUGAUUCUUCCAUGGCGUCACAUCACUUCAUGCACGAGAAGCUGGACGCCCGCACUGCGCAGCCGUUCUCUUCAAGGCUCAGGUUGCUUUGCUCUUACGCUGUGCACGCGCGCGCACGCCACGCCAUGUCGGCUUUCGACUACCACUCGUUCGUGGACUUCAUGCAAGCAGCGGUUUCGGCCGGAUUGUCGCCGCAAACCAUCGACAAGAUGAGCGAGCUGGGGUUCGAAAGCAUACAUGAUGCGGCACUCCGCGCGAAGCACGUCGACCAUCGACUCGCCGGUGAGAUCGAGGUCAUGUUGGUCAUGUCGGGGUACAAAGACCACAUGGAAGCCAGCCAAGGGAGCGCCCCGCCCCGCGGACCCGCACCGCGCUUCGACCAGCCUGCUCCGAGAACCUCGGCUGGUGGCAUGUUGAACAAGGCCUUGGCAGCCGCCGACCCGCUCAACUCGGAGGACGCCUUGCGAGACUUUCGGGACAAUGUGUACGCCCGCUCCGCGCGGGCCCCGAAUGACGCUCGCUGGGUCACAUGGUGCAAAAUUUGCGCGGCCUGGGGAAUCAGCCCCGUGCCUCUGACCGCCGACACCAUCGAGAAGGUCGGCACGAGUUUUCGCAGCGGGGGAUACCGCAGCUCCGCUCAGUAUUUCUCUCGGGCUCGCAAGGAGCACAUACAUGUCACGGGCCAAGCUGUCCCCCCGCCCGUGGAACUGGCGAUACGCGACGCCAUCAGGUCCAUUGAGCGAGGCAUGGGCACCAACUCCCCCAAGGACGCCUUUCGCCUCGACUCCCUCGACAUCUGCAUUGACCUGCUCGAGGAAAGGCUCCGCUUUCACCAUGCCAUGGUGGUCCUGGGAUCCUGGUUUCUUUGCCGCGAGAUCGAGCUCUCCGCGCUCCGGGUCAAGCACAUGACUCUCGACUCCGAAAGAAAGCAAGUAUGCCUCACCCUGUCCGCGAGCAAGAACGACACCGUGGGGUCAGUGGUGCAGCGACGACACUCGUGCUACUGCGGCACCAUCCCGGAGACGAUCUGCCCCUAUCACGCGGCGCUCCGCAUCGCCGACCAGUGCUCUUCCGACUCCGAGGAUUUUAUUUUCGCAGCCGACACUGGUGAGCCCAUGACGAAGGCACAGACGAUCGAGGCGAUCCACGCAGUUCUCACCGCGGCCGACGUGCCACUGACCAGAGCCGGAGCUCCCCUCGAGCCCGAGGUGAACAGGUUCGGGGGACAUUGUCUUCGAGUCUCGGGCGCCCAACACCUGUGUCGCAUGAGGAUACCGGUGAGCACGAUCAUGUUGCUCGGGAGAUGGGGGAGCCGCGCGAUCGAGCGCUACGUCCAGGACACCGAACUCGAGGACGCCCUCUACGGCAUCGCGGCCGCCGGCCUUCCGACCUUGCCGCCUGGGCCUGCAGCCCUCAAGGACAAGGCGCACGACUCCCCUCCCUGGACCCUCGUGCACAACCUGGAGGAGUCCGAGCCAGCGCCUCCGCCUCGACCGACGAAGAAAGCUCGCUCAACAAGGACAGACGCAGAGGACAAAGAGGCCGUGGCAGCAAUGAUCGGAUCGCUUGACGACAUAGCCGCACGCCUCGAGUUGAUCCAGGACAGGCCGGACCUGGUUUGCAAGCGCAAGGCACACAUGAGGGACCCCGAGGAGUCCUCACGACCGCCAGCGAAAUGGCGCGCUCGCUGCGGCUAG
Messenger RNA from Symbiodinium sp. CCMP2592, 3099 nucleotides. NCBI's taxonomy places the organism in Eukaryota, Dinophyceae, Suessiales, Symbiodiniaceae. The record is from the annotation of a GenBank genome assembly.